Messenger RNA from Funneliformis geosporum, 932 nucleotides. NCBI's taxonomy places the organism in Eukaryota, Fungi, Glomeromycota, Glomeromycetes, Glomerales, Glomeraceae. The record is from the annotation of a GenBank genome assembly.
AUGGAGAAUCAAGUCACACCUGAUGAAAUCAAAUGGACGAAACAAAGUAUGGAUAGGAAAUUAAAUUUGGAAAGAUUAAAGAGAGCUGUGGAGAAUAAUUAUAGCUUUACGGACAACGUGGAACGAAAUAUGGCUUUAUACUCUGUCUUUUAUGCCUUUACAUUUAUAUUAGGAGUAGUUUUUAUUUUUAUAAAUAUACGCUUUCCCGAACAAAAUGUUUUAGAUAUUGUAAGAAUUGUUCAGAAUUCCAUAGUUGGAGUUGGUACUUUUACUAGUCUUUUUACAAGUAUGAAAAAUAUUUCUGAAACUCUUAGUUCAACUCGUCCAAAAGAAAUUCGAAUUCCUAACAUUGAUGGAAAUAUAAUUGAACUUGCUUUACAUAAUGGUCUUCAUGAUGAAGGUUUAAAAAAAUUGAGAGAAAAAAUUAAGUCUCGGAAUAAAAAAUUACAAAAAUUGAAGUUUUAUCGCUCUUUGUGGGCUUUUAUGUGUUCAAUUAUUUUCAUUAUUGUUAUUAUUCUUGAUUUUAAUUUCGGUAGAUUUGCUACAUCGAUUGUUUUGGAUAGCAUUCUUUGUUUUGUUGGAUUUUUUGAUUCUAUUCUCUUCGUUAGUCUGGCUAUGUCGGGUUUAGUUUCAUGGAAGAAAAAGUCAUCACAGGAAACAUCAAGGGAAACAUCACGGGAAACAUCACAGGAAACAUCACGGGAAACAUCACAGGAAACAUCACGGGAAACAUUACAGGAAACAUCAUCACAAGCAACAUCACCGAGUACAUUACAAGAAUCAUCACAGAAAGCAUCACAGGAAAUAGAAACAUUACAAGAUUUGUUGGAGGAUAUAAAUAGAUACGAAAGUUUUGUCAUUUCCCGUGUUACUUUUAAACAGAGAAAUAAAAAAUGCCAUCAUAUGGAUAAUGUGAAAGAAAAUGAAAAAGA